Messenger RNA from Porites lobata, 12309 nucleotides. The record is from the annotation of a GenBank genome assembly. Lineage: Eukaryota; Metazoa; Cnidaria; Anthozoa; Scleractinia; Poritidae.
AUGAAAGGCGAUGAAAUGACGAGGUAUGGAAAAAUGAUGGAUAAAAGGAAGAGUUGACAAGCUUUUAUUCUCUUCAGUAAAAAUGUUAAGUGGAAAUUCAAACUGGCACUAUAUUUCUGUUAAGGGAGUACAUUUACUAAGCCUAUAUUUUGCACUAACGGCAGAUCCAAAAAUAAAUUUCUCGUCGGCGUUUAUCGUUAAUUUGUUCAUUAAAGUUGUAUCCAUAUAAUUAAUUCAUUCGCCUUGAGAGUAAAAUUACUGAUCUCGUCAUGGGUCCAAGCCGUAUGAAUCCUGCUCUGAAGCCAAUUUCAUGACAGCUUUAAAAAUGGCAUGUUUUGUCGUAAAGUCGAGUUGCAAAGAAAAGAAUAGUCGGAAAGAACGCGGAAAAUCGUAGUGGGCUUUCGAAAAAUACUUCCUUACGCAUGCAAUAUUUUUUAUUGCAUAUAAAUUUGCUAUGCUUCGCAACACAUAAACUAAGCUUAUUGUGCAUCGAAAAAUUCCGAACGCAGUCAUCCCACUCCGAGCAACGUCUUGUUGUGAGCAUUUGACAAUACUGGAAACCUGCCUUGUCCAGUAUUUUAGUGUGUGUGUUUUUUGAGUGCUUAUUGUGGAUUUUUAUUUAUUAAGUUUUUAUUCUCUACAAAUGAUCGAAGACGAUGAACCUAUUUAUUGAACUUUGUUAUUUAGUGAAAUUCAUGAUCAGCAUCCUUUCAUAUCCGUGCAACAAAAUAGUGCGUCAGUAUGAUAACUCUUUUUUUUAUUAUUUGCAUUACAAUAUAUUACAAAUACAUUACAAUACGAUAGACUAUAAACUUAAACGCUCUAGUAACUAUACAAAAAAUAAUAAGUGCAUUCCAAGGACACACGUUUAAGGGUACAGAGUCCAAAGGCAGAGUCCACUUCUUAUUAAAUUUGUCCAUUUUAUCAGUUUUAACACAUACAUACUUUUCUGUUUCAUACUUGAUUUUAACAACUCAUAUCUUUUUAGCAAUGAUAAGUGUGAUAAAAAGACUGUGGUUCCACAUGGGUGGUUUUAGCAUGGCCAAGCCAGACUUGCAGCAAAGAAAAGUCAAUAUCUGCUAUCAAAUUUAGAUGCCCAGAGCUUUUCUUCACCAAAAUCAUCCUUUUAAGCAGGGGAUUAUUUUCUUGGUUUUUGGUUAAAAUCUAGACAAAGCAAGUGCCUUCGCGAGGUUCUGCGAUACACGUAUUUCUAGUAAAAUUAAUAAUCUUGUAGCCUGUGAAUACAGCCGUUUCUCCUUGCUCCUCGCUUGUAGGGACGUUUCACCCGACUUAGCGACAGAAAUUCCAUACUGACGAUGUAAAUCAAUGUUUACAUAAUAAAUCCGGUAGUCAUGGUGUUCCAAAUGUAAAUUUGUUUGAGUUUUUGUUUCGCCUGGUAGGUUAUGGUAAAGUUUAGUGUUCUUCUGCAAACAAGCUCCAGCAAAACUUGGCUGGAUGCUUUUUCUAAAGAAGAAGAUAUUCUGGGAAUAUUGACUGUUUUUGUAGUAGAUUCAUCACGUUUACAUCUGAACUUUGUGGCCCUUUGUCUGUCAUUCGUAAACAGUAGGUAAAACAAUAUAAGUACUAUGUCAAACAAUCAGAGCUCCUGACAAGAUUCCAGACAGAUUUUACGUCAUCAGUCUCGAAUUUCUGUCGCUGACUCACAGAUUUUCCUCCAGGCGAAACAUCCUUAGCUGCAAGGAGCAAGAAGAAAUGGCUGUAGCCAAAGGCUACUAAUAUCUCGUAGCCUGCCCCAGGCCAAAGAUAGUGGGGACAAUAGAUCAAAAGAAAAUGUGCAAAACCACUUGACUGAGUAGAUUGAGGUAUUUAAGAAGUUGCUUACAGCUUUUCUCCUCUCUACCGGCUGUUUUUCAUUCACUUCCUUUUUCCGCUGCUCACUCGGUUUUUCACUCGUCUACAUUUUGACCGAGAGCCUGGCACAGGCUACUUGUCUUGUCUCUUGCUACCUUCCGCCCUGUUAGGGCAUUCAGCUUUAGUGGGUUGGUAUAUCAAUUUUGUCAUUAAUUAUUGUGGGUCUAGCUUCUAGUUUUUCACAACCAACAAUUGCAUAUAGGGCCAAGUUGGAAGGAAAAUGGGGUGUUUUCACUACAAAUAAUAAUGAUGAUGAUGAUGAUAAUAAUAAUAGUUAUAAUUAAACCUGGAUUUUUUAAAACCGUGUUAGCAAAAAAAACAACUCAAUCUACUACUUAGCAAUUUAAAACAAUGAAAAAGCCUUUAAAGGCCUUUAUCUGAUACUAGGCAGUAAGUUAGUGGCCCCUAGAAACAUUUUGCCGAGUCCAUAACAACAUUAGGCUUACGUUACUUAAUUAGGUAGCAAAACACUGCUUUUUUCUCAGGCUGAUAAAUGACAGGAUUUUGCAUGAAACAGACAACAAACAUUGAAACAUAGUGCACAAAUUAUUAUCAUGUGAUCUGGAAAAACCAGCCUACAGUGUAUAUAUGGUUCAAAACAAAGUACGUGCUGAAGCUAGCCCUAGAUCCAGUCACAUGGGCGGCAAACCAGCGUAGACUCUGUUUUCACCUGCAAUUUUGCUUUCACUUAAUAGAUUUGACUCCUAGAAUCCUAUUUCCAGGGCCAAAGACUUAGGGCACUUUCCAUUUGUCAGAACUGACUGGCCAGACCAUUCCUGUAGCAAUGAGAAUCUCUCUUUUCAUCAAAUCUAUCCGGCCAGAUCAAUCAAAUCUUGAAUAGUAUAGAUGAAGGAGGUGGGUUUUCAUUAUUGUCAAAUGUCUGGCCGGCCAGUUCUUACUUUUGGAAAGUGCCCUCAGUGGUCCCCUUAGAAAAGCGGACAAUAUCAUACUUUUCUGUCUCAGUCCCGAUCAGGGUGAUUGAUCCAUUUAGCUAAAUGAAACGAGAUUAUGGUUCGAUGUAUGGCGAUGCAGACUCUGUGGAUCGUAUCAACUUUUUCCCAUUUCAGAGCUUUACAUGAUGCUCUCCAGGAAGCUUUUCUCAGGGUGAGCAACAACAAAAUUUAAACUGCUAAGCAGUACCAAAGCCAGCUUUAGGCACACACUGAUUUCAAAUAAUAUUACUGUCACUUGUGGUAGAGAUAGAAUUGUGGGUUAGGAAUGGAAAAAGACCAAAGGGGGAUAGAGGGAGGAGAGGGGGGAGGUUAGAUAGAAAUUCACGAAAUUCUGUGCACAGCCACUUCUACAUCCAACCAUGAAACAACCAAGAUAAGAUGCAACAUAAAGAAACAACACAGUAAACAGGCUAAGACAGGGGAAGUUGAGAUUUUUUACAAAAUGUUUGCUAACCCGGUUUUCAAAAAUCCAGGUAGAAUAAUCUUAUAUUAAUAAUAGUAAUUUGCAUGUUAACAACUCAACUGCAGAACUCAAUUUGACCAGCUUUUCCAUCAUUUUUUUUGUUCUUUCAGGAUAAUAUGGGAGCUGAUCAAGGAAAAGCUUCUGUUUCCUUAUGUGGAUAUGGACAUUAAGUCCUAUGAUCUUUCAAUCCAAAACAGAGAUCAAACUGAUGAUAAAGGUGAGAUUGCAGUAGUACUAUAUACUGCUAUUUGUGCUGUCUAAAGGAUUUCACCUUUUUCACUACUAGGCAAGACUUGAUACCUGAGAUCCAGAGGUUUCUCCCAUUUUGCUUACCACAAUCUUGUCAUCAUCAACACACCCAGGUUCUCCUCGCAGAGUCAAAGCUCAAAAAAAGUCUCAUCCGUUAGUCCAGGACAAGGAGAUUUUCUUGCUUGGCAAGUAAAAUUAAAAGCUGGUCCAGGCAAGUUAAUCCUCCAACAAAAUCGUAAGGAUAAGCAAGAAACGGCUCCUGUAGGCAAGAGAAAUUUGAGUGCUGCUUGCCAAAAGGACAAGUUGGAUUCAAGUUAUAUUUUUUCAAGCCCUGUAGAGUCCCACUCUCCUUUCCUCUAAAAGGCCCAGUCCUCUAAAUAACUCACUCUCUCUUCCGAAGAAAGCCAUGGUAAACUGGGAUUAAAACAACAGACAUGUACUUCUGAGACAAGAAUUUAAGGCAAAGAAAUACUUAACUCCUGUAUUGUUGUGACGUUUAGUUACCAUAGAAGCAGCAGAAGCAGUGAAGAAGUACAAUGUUGGCAUCAAGUGUGCAACAAUUACUCCAGAUGAGAAGAGAGUUGAAGGUCAGUUUUGAGACAGAACUCUUUCAAAGGGUUGUUGUGUUUACUUAGUAGCACUAAAAGUGACUUUUUGAACUUGGCAUAAUAUCGUUCCCUUGAUUUAUCAUAAUAUAAUAUUACCAGAACUGAUUGAUAGGUUCCUUCUGUAGGUACCAAGGCACAGAUUACGUACUUACAACAAAAGAAACAGUACAACCAAACAAUAAAGCCCUCUGCAGGAGAACUCUUUUGUUAAGUUCCUUUGUUUCUUUUGUGAUGACGGUACCUGCAGAAAGACCCGAUUGAUAGCUUUCUUUAAACAUUACAAUGAGUAUUAUUUUGAAGCCAGUAGAAUAUAUGGGUAAACAAGAACAAUGCAAGUAUAGAUCAACAUUUGUUUCACUUUCUUGUUUCUUUCUCCAAAUCGCUGUCUUUCUCAAAAUAAAUCAAGGGAAGAAUUUAAGAUGAGAUUAAAAGGCACUUAGUUGAUUUUCGAUGCAACCCUUCGAACAUUACUUAAUUCAUUUCUGUUUUAUUGAUAUUUUUCUAUGGUUUGAGUUUAAAUUUUUGCUUUCUGCAACAUGUAAUCACUGGAAUUACUGUAGUCUGAAUACAUGUUUUUUCAAUGAAUUAAUUUUAGUUUCUUGUUCUAAAACCCAGAGUUUAACUUGAAGAAAAUGUGGAAAUCACCAAAUGGAACAAUCCGUAAUAUCCUUGGAGGAACAGUGUUUAGAGAAGCCAUUAUCUGUAAGAACAUUCCGAGAUUAGUUUCUGGAUGGACAAAAUCAAUCAUCAUUGGUCGUCAUGCUCAUGCUGAUCAGGUACAUGUACAUUAAAAAAUUACUUAGGCUGCCUACAGCUCCAAUCAUCUUCCAAUCAUCAUAUUGUACGAACAAAUUAAUAUACAUGUAUCUUAAUUACCGGUAGUUCCAUUUGAAAUCUAGCGUGUUUUUUUUUUCAUUUUAUUGAAUGUGUCAUGUCCUCCCUAAUCAAGAGAUUAAAUAAACUUGCCAUACAAAAGCUAAUAAACAGAAUGAUAUUAUGUGGAAGUAAAGAAAUCAGAAAAAAACUUGAAUUAUAAUGAAAGUUACAACAAAAAAGAAGGAGAUAAACAACGUACAAAAAAAUCAGUGAUAAAGGUAUGUAUUACUACUUUAGAAGAGAGGUCAAAAACCAUACCCUGUCCAGCGGCACAUCCCCGUAAGGCCAUGUAAGGGAGUACCCCCAGGAUUAACCUCCACUAUUGGAUGAAAACUAGUGAAAAUGCUGUGAAAAAUAUGUGAAAUACCCUGUGACAAGAAAACACCCUGUGAAAAACCCUGUGAAUUUUGCACAGCCUAAAUUUUGAGAAAAUUUCAAAAUUUAGGACCCUGUGAAAAAACCUGUGACUAAAAUAAGCCUGUGAAAAAACCCUGUGAAAAAACGUAUGAUCAAAGUUUAAGAAAAUUUGCUAAAAAACACUUCUGAAAAAUCCUGUGAAAGAACCUAUGAAAAAAUUUUGAGAAAAUUGCUUAAGAAACACCUCUGAAAAACCAUAUGAAAAUAGAUCAAAGGGAUAUCUUGAUGUUAUGUAAAUCAUUAACACAGGAAUAGAAGGCCUGACAAACAAGAGUUCAUGUGCCUUUUUAACUUAGCUAUUGUCUACAGUCAUUUGAGACAUAAAGCUCUAACUCUUGUCUGACUGAUGUUGGUAUGUAUGUUUUAAUUCCUUCAGUACAAAGCAACAGACUUUGUUGUCCCUGGUCCUGGUAAAGUAGAGAUGAUGUACACACCUUCUGAUGGCAGUGAACCAGUUAAAUACCUUGUACACAGCUUCUCCGGUGAUGGUGGAGUGGCAAUGGGAAUGUUUAAUACAGAUGAGGUAAAACUUAUUUUAUUGAAAUAUCAUAAAUAAUUACGUAUUGUUGUUUUCUUUUGAAAAUAUGCUUUGACCUUUUGGACAAUGAAAAUAAUUUUUAGUUGGUAUCAACAAAACGGUAUGUUGAGUGGGGCAUGAUAUACAGCUGCACGUUAUGCACAGCUAGUGGUCUAUCAUUAAAAAAAAACUGAAGUCUCUUACUACAUGUACACAAGUGUUAAACACAGCAGCGCUUCUUUCAGAUUUUACUGAUGUUUAAUUAUGUCAUGACAUUCUAUCGACAGUCUAUCAAGAAUUUUGCCCACAGUUCGUUUCAGUAUGCACUACAGAUGGGGUACCCGUUAUACAUGAGGUAAACUUACUUUUUACCCAGGUUUUUGUAGAGUGAUAUUCUGUUCCAGGCUUUGAGAAGAAAAAUUUAACCUUCAACUUAUUCGCCUCUGAGCCACCCGUAACCGCCCAUGUGGAUCUAUGUCCCUUCUAUCGCUUGUGACGUCAUCAGUUUUAAUGGUCAUUGGUCAAGGACAACUUUGUCCACUAACUUGUGCUGGAGUGAAGAGAUCUUUCAAACCAUACCAGAAUGAGCAAAAUUCAGUCAAGGACACUGGAGAAAAAGGCAAAAAAACAUGUUACAUUCACCUGAAAAUUUCCAUGAAAAUCUUGUUCCACUACCCGUGGUCCCACUUUCCCUUUCAUCUAAUCCUAAGAUCCUAAAAGCUUUCCUAAAAACUUUUCCCACCAAAAUGAAGCCUACUAAAUGCCCAGCAAAAGAAAAAAAAAUGAGGUAAGAAAAGCGAAAUAGGAGGGGAGGAGAGAAAGCGAAGAAUAAACGUCAAGACUGCUGUGUUACUUUUAAACCCCUCAAAAUUUUGUUUUCUGCACAUGCCCAAACUUCGUAAGGUAAUAGUUUACAUCUGGAUCAGAAGGCCGCGAAGUGUACAAACUGUAAAUGGCUUUAUGGUACGCUUUAGCUCCUUAUAGCACGACAGUGACCAGAAAACCGCUUGACUAGCUUUAAAAUGCGUUUUUGGCAAAUUUUUCCAGGGGCGAAUGGGUUAAUGUACUCAAUUUGUUCAUGACAGUGACAUAUUGAGCUGCUCAAUCAAACUAGAUCCUCACUCAAAAUGUCCCUUGGGCUUGUAUUACAAUAUGUCAAUUGGGUAGUGAAGAGGGGAGGGUCAUAGAUGUCUACUUUUGCUACUUUUCCUACUGUAUUUCAGUUGCUAUGUAUAGCCAGAAAACUAUGCCCAAUUACCACAUUGUAUUUAAAGACUCUUUACUACCAGAUUUAGUGACGGCAUUCUAUGAUAGUGUCCUAAAAAGUUACAUCUUCACUUGUGGUUGCUAGACAUAUCAUAGGUUAAUGUUCACUACCUGAUACACUGGAAGGUACAUGUAAAAGCCUUAUGUGAAUUGAAAACAAAUGCACAAUUCAAUAUCUUUAGAACAUAUUUGUUUAAUUAAAGCACUCGUUUCAUACGAAGUUAAACCUGUAAAUUCCCUUGAGAUCAGCUUACUGAUGAACCUCCAGUAACGGCCACCUCUCUACAAUGGUAACGCCCACCUCCACGUGCACCAAAAUACCGAAAUAACCUCUCAAUAAUGGCCAGUUUUUUCAGUGACUGAUGACGAAAAAGUCAGGAACGGUCGCAAAAUAUGAUCCGUCUGGUGUGUUGAUGAUGAAUCGCGGCAAUCGUGUUUUAAUUGUGUUCCAUUUAUUCUGCUGCAGUAACCCUAAAUUGUCUUGCAAUACUUCACAGUGAAUGGUGCGAGCCUUGCCCGUUUUGUCAUGUUAACAUUUUGAUUCAAAACAUUUACGUUUUUUGUGUAUUUUAUCUCUAUUUUCAUUAAUGAUUGGAUUACCAUUAUGGGAUACAGUCACCAAGAACUGAGCGCAAUAAACAUGUUGCACUCCCUUAAAAAGAAUUUUCAUAUUCCACCCCUACCUCUCCAUAACGGCCACCGCUCUCCACAACUGCCACUUUCUUUUGUGCCCCAAGGAGGCCGUUGUGGAAAGGUUUAGCAGUAUUUAUUUAAUCCUCCUUGACUCAAUUUAAUAUCUUUUUCAGCACAAAGAACACAAUUUUGAAGAAGUAUGAUGGCAGGUUCAAGGACAUUUUCCAAGAAAUUUAUGAAAAGUAAGUUUCCAAAAAUCAUACCGCUGAUUAUUGCGAUACAAAAGGAAUAUUACAGAUUGUCACAUUUUGGACUGUUAAAGUGAGUUAGAAUAGAACAUAUUUUUAAUUGGAUAGAAGGGAUUUGGGUGUCUGGUGUGGGAGAGGGUAGGGACAAUAGGCAGGAACGUGGCUUUGUCUGCGCCCGUUAGAAGUGUAUUAACACGUAUUUCUGAUGUAAACUUGUUUUAAUUUUUCAUUGGUUAUUUGCAGAGACUAUAAAAAGAAGUUUGAAGAGAAGAACUUGUGGUAUGAACACAGGUUAAUAGAUGAUAUGGUAGCAUAUGCUCUCAAAUCUGAAGGUGGCUUCAUGUGGGCGUGUAAGAACUACGAUGGUGAUGUACAGUCGGAUUCUGUUGCACAAGGUCAGUGUCCGGGUUUGGGGAGUGGGGGAGGUACUCAAAAAGGUUUUAUACAGGGAGGCUCCGCCCUGAGGUCCAACUCUUUAUCGUUCUGUAUACCAUUUUUGACAGAGAGGGUACUCCUUUUAUAUACCUUUUAUUGACAAAUGGUACCCUUUUUCAAAUACUUAGUUUAGAACUGUGCAUCGCUUUUAACUGCUGAAAAUGCACUGUGAAAGUUUGAGUAAAUCACAAGACCAGACUGUUUUCUUGACUUUUUCACAGUCAUAAAAUGCAUCUGUGAGCCAUUUUAAGCCUUUUUACCCACCGAAAUGGCAGAUUUCCCUACCCUUUCAUAAAUCUCAACUAGCCAAAUCCCCAUCCUUGCAUAUAUCUGAAGCCUGAAAAAGGUACCCCUUUCGGGCGGGCCUCCCUGUAUAGGCCAUUACAGUGAGUAUGCCCGGGGAUCAGUGGUUGGUUUUGUCAUUGACUAUCUGAAUCCAUUCUAACCAAUCACGGAAAAACUGAUUAAAGAAUGAAGAACGUUUUCUCGGAAGUAGCCUGCGUCCAUGGCGGUUUUAUGAGGGAAGGGUAACUGAGAGGAGGGCAAGCCGGCGGAAGCAGUGCUCAUUCUCGUGGCUUUGUGGCUCGCUCAGUCCUCUCCUCAGCACAACUGCUGCUAGCUACCGAGGGUUUUUUUCAAUAGUUUUCUCUUUUGUUUGUUUUUGUUUUUGUUUUUUUUUUUCUUUCAGGAAAUGAACCGGGCACAAAUCCAGACAAUUUUAACUGUUUUGCAGAAAACAGUUAAAAUUGUAAAAAUUUUAUUGGUAGGAAUUCAUGAAUGGAACCUUUCUAGAAGCAGGCUUUGUAUCAAAACGUUCUAAGACAUUUCUUUUACCAUCUGGCAGUCAAGUUGUCCAAAGAUUCCGCUCAAAAGUGAGCUGUUCAAUAUCUUUCAAACUACACUUCAAUAUCUUUCCAACUACACUGUAAAAAUUCCGGUCUAACUCACCCACAACCUCGUUCUUACGGUUCUCUCCUACCCGUCCCUGCGGAGCGAGAGAGAGAGAGACGGGUAGGAGAAAGGACGUGGAAACGAGGUUGACUCACCCGGGGUUAAUCCUUUUUUGUUUUCUUCUGAGUAAUUUACGGAUCGUGGGGAUGUUUUGCAGGUUUUGGUUCACUGGGAAUGAUGACAAGUGUUCUUGUUUGCCCUGAUGGCAAGACAGUGGAGUCUGAGGCAGCUCAUGGAACAGUAACAAGACAUUACCGCAUGCAUCAACAGGGCAAAGAGACCUCGACUAAUCCAGUCGGUAAGAAACCAGACUGUUCACUGUUCCUUAUUUUACCGUAAGACCGUCGAGAUCAAAGACUUUGCGUUACGGGCGGCCAUCUUGGAUGAGCAUCAAAUCUACUUAGGGAGCGGGGGCACGGUUUGAGAGGAGACGAGAAAGUGCCUCUGUCCCCCUACCUCUAUAAACCCCGACGCCCUCUCCCUCGGUACAUAUGAAACCAAGAUGGCCCGGUCAAGCCCGAUUUUUUUAUGGUUUUUUUUCAACCGCUCAGGUUGUUCAUUCUGCUGUGAAGAUCAUGUUCACUUUAAUAACAGGCUUCUCUUCAUUUCAUUUUAAGCUUUUACUGUAACAUUCGUGCAUUUUUUUGCUAGCCUGCUAGGAAGCUUCAUUGUUUGCAUGAGCAUAGGCCACAGGGCAAUUCUUUUUUGUCCUUAUGAAUUAUCUGUUGUGUGUCUUAUUUGUCUGCAGCGUCAAUUUUUGCUUGGACACGAGGCUUGCUUCACCGAGCCAAGCUUGAUGGUAAGUAAAUGUCAAGUACCUGAAGGAACCUGACGAAAACCAUUCUUUAGACUUCAAUAAAUGGACCAACUUUCAUGAACGCAUUUUGAUUUGGGGGAAAAUGUCAUGAGCUAGGUAAACAGCUGGAUAAAAAAUUUGGAGAAAUUAUAAAUGAAGUUUUAGAGAGUGUAACGAAAACAAAAAACCAACAUGUUAAACUCUCUUUGGUUGUAAAUACCGGCCCCUCUGCAUCGAAAUUUGCCCUCCGAGUUUAUGUCUGUCCCCCAGUUCAGCUCUUUUGAAUUCAUUUUCUUCGCACUUCAUGAAGAGAGGUAUCUGCUUAAGAAAUAAAACCGGCAGAAGGAGGAAAAGACGGAAAUAAAAAAUGGCUCUAAAAGCAGCACAGCUUUCGUGUUCACCACCGCUAUCAUGAAUUAGAGCCCGUUGUAUACUGGCGCUAGGCGCAAAACUCCGGACGGGCAAGAAAUCACUGGGACGUUCCAGAGCGAGCCGGCGCGAAAUGUGAACGGAAUCACGCAGACUAUUUUUGUUAUUAAUAAAAUGUUUUUUUUAGUACGUUGCCGUUAAGGUGAAAAUUUGAAUCUUAUCAGCUAAUUUGGGUGCUCUUCAUUCAUAUCGGUCUCGGAGAAAAUUAAAAGGAAUAAAACAGGUGUUCACCAAAUCGCCUGGUUGCAAAAAUGUUAAGACAACACCAUAGCCUCUGAGACCAUUCUCAACUGCUCAUGUGACUGAGGUACCAUGGCUAUGUUUUUACCAUUCUUGAGUAAUGUAACUGGAUUGUGGUGUAAAAUUAGACAUAUCAGUAACUUUGUAUCUGUUGUUACUCCAGGGAACGACAAUCUUACAAACUUUUGCCGUACUUUAGAAGAAACCUGUGUUGAUACAAUCGAAGCUGGUCACAUGACUAAAGAUCUUGCUGGCUGUAUCAAAGGAUUGCCGAAUGUUCAGAGAUCAGAUUACUUGAACACAUUUGAGUUUCUUGAUAAAAUAGCUGAGAAUCUGGCUGUCAAAUUGAAGCAAACCCCGAAUCACCAUUUGUAGGGUAGUUACUUUCUAGUACCGUAAAAUUCCGAAAAUAAGCCCCUCCAUAUAUAAGCCCCUCCAAAUAUGAUCCCCCCCAAACCGGUAACGCAAAAACCCUCCGUUAAAUCGCCCCUCCAAAUAUAAGCCCCUCGGGGGCUUGUGCUUGGAAAAUUGCCCUCAAGUACAAAGUAAAACAAAGUAAAAACGGUAAAUUUCCUUCCAACUAUAAGGCUAGCCCAAUCGAUUUUGAAACGCAAAUUUCCCUCCGUAGAUAAGCCCCUCCAAAAAUAAGCCCCUCAUGAAAAAUAUAAGCCCCGGGGCUUAUUUUCGGAAUUUUACGGUAUUUGAUAUGUAAGGAAACAUUUUGCCCUUGAAUAAAUUAAAACGGUUACGCUAAAGAUAAUGUGACGACACAUUAGUGACCUUCUACAUGUAGGUAAUAUUGCAAUUCAAUUUUUUCGGUUAGUUUUUUUACUCAUUUUGCUAUCCAAAUAUGUGUUUUAUUUUAAUUUGUGUUAGAGGAUAACUUUAGUUGUUAUCAAGUUGACUAUUCCGUGACUUUGAAAACAAAAAGCUCAUAUUUUUAAUAAUAUUAAAUUGAUUAUAGUUGUUAAUUUAAUUUUUUUAAAUUAGACUUUGAGCAAAAUCAAAGAAAACGAAAAUAAUAUUUGAAAUCUGACCAAACACAGAUGUUAUUACAUACACUCAUGCGCACCCCAACUGAUUAACUGCAAAUCUGCAAAUACAAAAGAAUAAUUUUUCUGUACUGACAGUAAAAUUGGGUUUUAUUUGGAUGCUUUAGAUUUCUUCGGUGUCUGUAUCUAUUGUUUUUUAAUGGUUAAGUCCAAUUCAGUUUUCUCUUAGUUGUAUUUACAGUACAGGACGUUAUUUACCAUAGUCACUUUAUUGUUUUACCUGUGCACUCACUUUCGAGUUAAAAAAUGUGAACAUUUUCGCAACCUGAAUAAUAAAGAUACAGCCUUCAAUGUGUUGCGUCAG